AUGCGUUUCAAAUUUUCGCCACGAAUUAAACCACGCUCGGCUUUGUUUUGCCGUGAUACGAUAGUUAAAGGAGUUAUGGUCAAUUAUGGUAACUUAAUUAAAUUGCUCUGGAGCUCCAGUCGAGAUAUCGACAUUAAAUCGAAUGCCCAAUCGGAAUUCAAUUACCUUGUGUUAGAAGUGACGGACGGUAAAAUGAAUAUUUAUUUUUGUUUUUUAAUAAUGUCAUUAAAAAUUUCAAAUACCGUUCAAAAAAAUAUAAUAAAUUCUGAUAAACAAACUUUCACUGAGCAGUUACCUUCAGAUUAUAAUAAUGAAAGUAAAAAAUCGACGACAAUUACUCCGGACAGUUCGACAAUUAUUUACUUUGAACCAGUGACAGAACCUAAAAUAUUUAAAAGACAAUCGAUUAAUGUCGAGGAACUGAAGGCAGUUCAUGGAUCUCCUGACUUUGUUUAUGAUGAGACGUAUGAUAACGACCUGCCUAACUUUAGAAGAAGCGAAAAUAAUCGGUCUUUAAAUAAAAUAGAUAACAUAAAAAUCUUAGAAAAACAAGUUCAAUCUAAAGCAGCACUGCAAGCCGAAGGUUGGAGUCACAUUUCAAAUACAAAAACACCUGUCAUCCGAGGAAGCAUUAUACCAGAAUUCAUUAUAGAUCAAAUAGUUUACGAAGAUAGUGAAAGUAAUACUAACUUCAAAAGUACAAUUGAGGAACUAGAAAAAAAAAUCACAGCCCAUAAUGAAAAGGACAGAUACAAAUUUUCACAACUGUUUCAAGAGAUAAAAAAUCUCCACAACGAAUUAGAGGAAUUGAAAAAACUACAAAAGCAACUAAAUAGAACUCAGGAAAUUCUUACACGUAGGGACAAUUCAGCAAAUGAGCAGUUGGGUAAUGCAUUGAAUUUGCCCACACCAAAAUGUUGCUCGAAGACGAUUAAUCCAUAUAGAUAUCCAAUGCAGAGUCACAUACAUGUAAACCCAUAUGUGUACCAAUUGCCAAUUAAUAAUAACCCGCCCAAAACGCUAACCCCGCCAAACCUACCUUAUUUACAGAUAAUACCCAGACUCUUUUCAUCAAAUUUUAAUAAUAAUCAGAGGUUCGUACAGCACGCCCCAUUGUUUAAAUACUUUCAUUAGAAUUUACGCAAACAUUCGCUUUUUGUUCCCAAGUGUUAAUUGGGUCGUACUUUUGUCGCGGUUACGUAGUUAGGCAUCAGUCACUGGCAGCUAGUUAGCAAGUUGUGAUCCUGAAACACAAAGAAGCUAUUCACAAUUGAGUCUAACUAGUGAGCAUCGAGUAAACACGAUCAAACCAACGUCCAAACUGCGCUUAAAGAUCUAGUUAGCUGCGGAAACAAUGCGUGCCUGCGUUCACAGCUGUUUGAUUGUUGGUCAAGAUCACAUGUUCUAUUCGAAAUUUAAAAUUGCACUUUUUACUUUUACUAACUG
Pieris rapae (cabbage white) is the source of this 1446-nucleotide messenger RNA. RefSeq lists its product as uncharacterized. The transcript is spliced from 2 exons. NCBI's taxonomy places the organism in Eukaryota, Metazoa, Arthropoda, Insecta, Lepidoptera, Pieridae. Bases 1 to 1134 code for a protein of 377 amino acids. The record is from RefSeq and is a predicted model, not a curated record.